Hemicordylus capensis (graceful crag lizard) is the source of this 3843-nucleotide messenger RNA. RefSeq names its product zinc finger protein OZF-like. Lineage: Eukaryota; Metazoa; Chordata; Lepidosauria; Squamata; Cordylidae. The record is from RefSeq and is a predicted model, not a curated record. Bases 201 to 2159 code for a protein of 652 amino acids. The transcript is spliced from 6 exons. Gene Ontology annotation, biological process: regulation of transcription by RNA polymerase II. Gene Ontology annotation, molecular function: DNA-binding transcription factor activity, RNA polymerase II-specific; RNA polymerase II cis-regulatory region sequence-specific DNA binding.
CCUCCCUUCCUGCUGCCAAGCAUGAGAGAUCCCACCUCUGCAGAGGGAGAGGCUUGGGAAGGGUUAAAGCCAGCACGGCAUUCCUUGGGAGUCAGCCGAGAAACAGAUGCAAACUGGGGAGAAACUGAGAUUGAGAGCUGGAAACAUCCAGUGUUGCUUGUGAAGUACCUGCUUUCCUGGAGACUCUAGAAACUUACAACAUGACUGACAGGGAGUAUUGGCCAUGUGAGACGAAUCCCUGGCCUCUCCAUGCAUUUCUUGCUCUGGGGCCAAAAAUGGCAGCGGAGCAAAGAGACCUUUUGGCCUUGUGGGGAGCUGCAUUUGAGCACAGAGUGAAAAUGGACAUGAGAGGUCCAACAGGAUCUGCAUCAGGGAAUCAAUUUGAAAAAGGCCCUGGUGCCAUCCGAACGUGGAGUGAUGGGAAACUCUGGGAAAGGACUGAGCAGGUGAUCCAGGGUGAGGACACCAUCAGCUCAGACAUACGGUGCCAACAUUUCAGACAGUUCAGCUACCAGGAGGCCGAGGGCCCCCGAGAGGUUUGCAGCCGACUCCACAGCCUUUGCCACCAGUGGCUGAGGCCAGAGAGACACACAAAAGCUCAGAUCCUGGACCUGGUGAUCCUGGAGCAGUUCCUGGCCAUCCUCCCCCCAGAGAUGGGGAGCUGGGUGAGAGAGUGUGGAGCAGAGACCAGUUCCCAGGCAGUGGCCCUGGCAGAAGGUUUCCUCCUGAGCCAGGCGGAGGACAAGAGGCAGGAAGAGCAACAGGUACUGGGGCAAUCGGCUGACAUGGUCACUUGUUCCCGCAAGUUGGAGAAGGAUCCAUCAGAUCCUUGUCAGAAGCUGCUCUUUGGGUGGAUCCCACAGGAGGGCCAAACUCAGGACACUUCUCUUGGUAGCAGAACAAUGCCCUUGGUACUCCCUAAAGCAUCUUCUCUUCAUGGUGGAGCAGAAGCAACUGUGAUGCAGCCAACUCAGGGCCCCGUCUCCUUUGAGGAGGUGGCUGUGUUCUUCACGGAGGAGGAGUGGGCUCUGCUGGAUUGUGACCAAAGGGCUCUGCACAGAGAAGUCAUGGAGGAGAAUUAUGGGCAUCUGGCCUCUCUGGGUGAGAGACGUGGAAGGGGAAAUCUUUCAUCCUUCAAAAGUGAAACACCACAAGAGAUCUCAUCAGAAACAGCCACCCUUGACAAUGUUCUGGAGCGUACGGAGCAGGGCAGUUCUCUCAGGAGUUUGGAGAAAGGGCGGCAGAGGCACGAUGGGAUACGAGUUUGGGAAGCAAAGGGCCCCGUUGUCUACCAGAGAACGUAUGUGGGAGGAAAAGCAAACAUCUGCAUGGAGUGCGGGAAAAGGUUUGUCCAGAAAACUGACCUCAUUAACCACUGGAGAAUCCACACAGGAGAGAAGCCAUUUACGUGCCCAGACUGUGGGAAGAGCUUCAGCAUCAGCUCAAACCUUAUUAGGCACCAGAGGACCCACACGGGUGAGAAGCCCUACAGCUGCACCCACUGUGGGAAAAGCUUCACGGAUAAGUCAACCCUGAUUCAGCACCAGCGAAUCCACACGGGGGAAAAGCCUUACCAGUGCAUGGACUGUGGGAAGACUUUCAGCCGCAGUUCCCAUCAUAAGAGACAUCUCAAGAACGUGGUAGGGAAGCACCGCGGCCAGUGUGGCCACUUUGAGCAAGCAGACAUCCAAGCCUCCUCAGGCCUGAGGCACGGCGGAGAGGCUGGGAUUCCCAACAGGCGAGUCCACGUCGAGUUCCCAAACACAUGCACGGAGUGCUGGCAGAGCUUCAGCCAGACCUCGGACCUGAUCCAGCACAUGCACAUCCACGCCACCGAGAAGCUCUACGAGUGCAUCCACUGCGGGAAGUGCUUUAACAUCCGCUCCAACCUGAACCGGCACCAGAGAAUCCACACGGGGGAGAAGCCCUACACCUGCUCUGACUGUGGGAAAAGCUUCGCCGACAAGUCCACUCUCACGCAGCACGACCGGACUCACACAGGGGAGAAGCCCUAUCUAUGUGCUUACUGUGGGAAAAGCUUCAGCCACAGUUCUCACCACAGAAGACAUGAGAAGAUCCACACAGGAGGGAAGGCUGUUGCCUUGAUACCCCUGCGAGACGACCUCAACGAAAGCUUUUCAGUCGUACAGAUUUCUUGAGAAAGACAGAGAUCUGCCUGUGCUCUGUGGGGAUGAGGGGAGAAGCUUUCUGGCGAUCAGGAUCCCUCUCUUUAUACUGUCCCUGUCUAAAAGUGACUGCUAACCACCAGUGCUCCCUGUAACAUGGAUUCCCAGAUGCUGACUACAACUCCCAGAAUCCCAACCCAGAGGCCAUUGCAACUGGGGAUGCUGGGAGCUGUAGCCAACAACAUCUGGGAAUCUCUGUUACAGGGAGCACUGCCAACCACAUACCUCAGAAGAAGACGUGGGUCUCUUGUACUGGAUCCUUUUUACAAUUCCCUCUUUGCAGGAAAAAGAAGAUUUCAGGGCAUGGAGAGUCCCAGGAAUAUGGUCUGAGGGCAUAGGACGCAACCUUCUUGCAGAAACUGAAUUGGCCUGUUCAGUGACCACCUGGGAAUACUCAUAGGAACAUAGGAAGCUGCCAUAUACUGAGUCAGACCAUUGGUCUAUCAAGCUCAGCAUUGUCUUCACAGACUGGCAGUGGCUUCGCCAAGGUUGCAGGCAGGAAUCUCUCUCAGUCCUAUCUUGGAGAAGCCAGGGAGGGAACUUGGAACCUUCUGCUCUUCCAAGAGCGGCUCCAUCCCCUGAGGGGAAUAUCUUACAUUGCUCACACUUCUAGUCUCCCUUUCAUAUGCAACCAGGGCAGACCUUGCUUAGCUAAGGGGACAAGUUGUGCUUGCUACCACCAGACCAGCUCUCCUCUCAUGUAUGCCACUGUGGGAGAAAGGUGGGACAUAUAUGUAAUUAGAUAGAUAGAUAUUCCCUAUUCCUAGGCAUUUCAUAUUUUGGCUUCUGAUAGUAGAAUCCUGGAGUUCAAUGGCGGAUUAUAGAAUCCUGAAGUUCAGUGGCGGAUUGUAGAAUCCUGGAGCCCUUCCCCAAAAUGCUGUACUAAGUGCCCGAGGAAGAGAGCAGAAGGAAGUGAGGAUGAACUUAUAGGUUCACGCCUCUACUUCUUUGCUCUUCACCUUUGCUCAGGACUUUGCCUCCUUCUUCAGGCCCAAAAUUGGAACAUCUCUUCAUCUGUCCCCCUCCCUCUUCUGCCACUCCCUCCUCCUCCUUCCUCUUUCCCACCUGUCUGACAUAAUGAGUUGACUAUCCUCUCAUCUUCACUGAGCUUCUCCACAGUGUGGAUUGAUUUAAAUCAAGGCAAUUUCAAUCAGGGGUUCUCCAACAUGGGUCCUCAGAUGUUGAGCUGCAACCCACAACCCCAUGAUGGGAGUUACAGUCCAACAACAUCUGGGGACCCAGAUUGGAGAACCCUUUACUGAAAUAACUGAUGUCAACCGCCCAGAGAGAAACCUGAUUUCAGUCAAGUUUCCCAUGGGUGCUUCUUCACAUAUUUCUUUUUAAAUGGUACAAAAUCAGACCACUAAAACAUGUUAAUGGACAACUCCAUGGAGCAUUAACAACAUAUAGGAGAGUAUAUGUUGUGUAGGGUUGUUUUUUAAAAAAUAUCUUGAUAUUUACUAAUUUAGGAAAUAGUACAAAAUACCUGCUUUUUUAAAAAAAAUGUAAGGAUACCGUUAUAAAUUAUCUGUGUCAAGCUGCAGAAGCAGUGGCAGUAUGUAAGGAAUGGUGAGAAAUAAAUCGCACGCACAAAAUAGCACUUAUAUUUUACCCAAACAAGGACUUCAAAAUAUUCCCAGCGAGGGCCUCUCUUACA